Dioszegia hungarica is the source of this 693-nucleotide messenger RNA. RefSeq names its product galactose-binding domain-like protein. The record is from RefSeq and is a predicted model, not a curated record. Gene Ontology annotation, cellular component: nucleus. Lineage: Eukaryota; Fungi; Basidiomycota; Tremellomycetes; Tremellales; Bulleribasidiaceae. The transcript has 4 exons. The coding region runs from base 1 to 693 and encodes 230 amino acids.
AUGAGUUGCGCCGACGAUCUGACGGUCGAAGAUCUUAACAACAACGUCUCUACUCAGGUCCUCGAACGAGUCUCAGCGGGCGAGGGAAGCAAUUCGAAUCUCUGGAGCUGGAUCGACCGGGAUAACGUAGAGGGUGUGAACCUGGAAGUGCCUGGAUCGGCACCGUUGAUCGUCAAGACGUGGGAUGAGAGAUUGUCGGACGAUAUAGUAGAAUCAGGCGUAGAUGACGAGCUCAUCAUCCAUAUCCCAUUCAUCUCCUCCCUCCGGCUGCGCACCCUCCUACUCCUCCCGCCAGCCCCGUCCCACCCACAUCGUUCCAGUCGCUUACGACUGUUCGCGAACCUCCCUCACUGCCCCUCCUUUUCCGAUCUCGAGGGCGUCACGCCAAUAAUGGACCUGGACGUCUCUUCUCCGCCUCCGGGGUACAGAAGAGGACCAGGAGGGGAGCGAGAGGUGGAAGAAUGGGGAUUGAAGGUGCAGAGGUUGGCCAAUGUACAUUGUGUCACGCUUGCUCUUUCUGAAUCGACAACGGGAAUACGAUCCGCCAUCAGCUUUGUGGGGUUCAAGGGCGAUCCCAAAGAACCCAAAAUGGACAUGUCAAAGCUGGGACAGGUGCCCGCUGCGAAUGCGGCGGAUGCGCCUGUAGAUCGAUUAGCGGAGAAGAAGGGGAGUGGACAUACGACGAUCCACUAG